AUGAAGUCAGCGACCCCCACCAAGAUUCCUAAUGGCCAUGGCAGCCUCUACAAGGAGGUGCGCUUCUCGCCAACGAGUACCCCGAUCAAGCGGUCGCAUUCGGUGCCAAACAACAACCACUCCACAUUGAAUCCCGAUCCCACGCACUUCUUCGAGACGGCCAAGGAAGGAAGUGCCUCCUUGGCCAUCGGUUAUCUAGAACAAUCGCGGUCACUACUCGAUCGCCAACGGAUAAACUUCGAUCGUGAGCGGAUUCUCUUCGCUGACGAAAGACAACUGUGGGAGAAGGAGCGGGCGUUGCUGAAAUUAAGGAUAACUGAGCUUGAGUCAUUGCUGGGGAGUAGGGGUGUCGCGACCACAUCUGCGACCGGUAUACUCCCCUUCGCUGGCCUUCCUUCAAUCUCUCCUUCGCAGGUGUGGGAGGGAUCGAGCCCCCUCAGCCGGCCCACAAGGGUCUUCCCCGACGAGGAGAAGCCAAAUGGCCAUCUGCACCUACCUUUACCAGAGCAAGGGGGAAACUCUGCACUGCCCGCACCGUCCCUAGAUGCAGCGCUCUCGCCCAAGUCUCAUGCAACCGAAUCGUCGGCGAGUGUUCCGGUGCCGAUAGAGAAGCUUGACAGCAAGCUAGACGGCAUCACACUCAAAUCAUCCGCCCUACACCCGGAUGUCGUCGCUCGCGUUAUGACACCACCUUCGCCAUCAUCCCGAGAACCAUCGCCUACAUCCCUCUCGCAAGAGAAAUCGUCCUCAGAACGCCGAAACAGCGUAAAAAUAAGGCUGUCUGACCUGGCCCACUUGGGUCCCCCGGAAACGAACCUCGUGAGGGAUGCAGGACACACCCCAAUGGUUGUCAUCGAUCGAGACGUGGAUACUGCGCAGGGAUCACCAGGCGAAGCAGAGGAACCCUUGGGGGAAGAAGAACAACCCCUUGCUCCCUCCAUUACCCGGGUUCGACAGCCCACAGAGCGCUCUGAUUCAUAUUUCGCAGGCUUGACAGACCUUCCAGAUGACCCGGCCCUGAAGGGGCCACUGUCCCUGGUCAACGAGAAGGGGCAUGACCAUGACUUCUUGCAGGAGGUGGACAUGAAACUCCUCGGACAGGCAACGCAAAUCCUAGGCCACAAGAGUGAGGAGAAUGAGGAUGAAACGAAUAAGCCCUCUGGUCAGGGCGAGGAGGUACCUGAAAUUAAGUUCAAGAACUCGACCAAUUUUGGCACUGCAUUUGGAAGGUCUAUCUAA
Messenger RNA from Aspergillus puulaauensis, 1239 nucleotides. RefSeq lists its product as uncharacterized. The record is from RefSeq and is a predicted model, not a curated record. NCBI's taxonomy places the organism in Eukaryota, Fungi, Ascomycota, Eurotiomycetes, Eurotiales, Aspergillaceae. The coding region runs from base 1 to 1239 and encodes 412 amino acids. The transcript has a single exon.